Molecule: messenger RNA, 385 nt
Organism: Aspergillus fijiensis CBS 313.89
Lineage: Eukaryota; Fungi; Ascomycota; Eurotiomycetes; Eurotiales; Aspergillaceae
Exons: 1
Coding region: 98-301 (67 amino acids)
Source: RefSeq, a predicted model, not a curated record
UGUGACUAUUGGAUGAAUGGGUAAGUGGGUGAGUUGAGGUUCUGUUGGUGUGUUGUGGUGGUUGGGGUGAGGUUGGUUUUAUAUUGUUUAUGAAGGGAUGAGGGUUUGGGUGGUAGGGGGGAAAGACAAUGGGUUUUGUUUUGGGGUCUUUGUUGGAGGUUCCAUUGCCAUUUUGAGGGGAGUUUGUAGGGUGGUGUCCUUUAUUCGGAGGGUUGUGAAUGGGUUGGGGUUUGGGGUUGGUGAUAGGGGUGAGACUAUGAGGUUGUCGAGAAUCUCCGGUUGUUUUUGGACAGGUAGUUAGGGUUGGUGGUUCACGUGAGGAGUUUUUGGGGUCGGGGGUGGGGGGGUUGGAGAUGGUGGUGGUGAUUUGAACUAGAUUUGUACA